Molecule: messenger RNA, 382 nt
Organism: Lontra canadensis (Northern American river otter)
Lineage: Eukaryota; Metazoa; Chordata; Mammalia; Carnivora; Mustelidae
Product: keratin-associated protein 3-3
Exons: 1
Coding region: 1-297 (98 amino acids)
Cellular component (GO): keratin filament
Molecular function (GO): structural molecule activity
Source: RefSeq, a predicted model, not a curated record
AUGGCUUGCUGUGUUCCCUGCUGCUGCAGCGUCCCCACCGGCCCCGCCACCACCAUCUGCUCCUCUGACAAAUGCUGCCGGUGCGGAGUCUGCCUGCCCAGCACCUGCCCUCACACCACUUGGUUACUGGAGCCAACCUGCUGUGACAACUGCCCCCCACCCUGCCACAUUCCUCAGCCCUGUGUGCCCACCUGCUUCCUGCUCAACUCCUGCCACCCCACCCCAGGCCUGGAGACCAUCAACCUCACGACCUUCACUCAGCCCUCCUGUGAGCCCUGCAUCUCAAGCUGCUGCUGAAUGAUGGCUGCUUUGCUCUGUGCCUGACUUUGAAAGAAUCAACCCAGAAGCUUUAGUGUUCACCUGUCUCUGUACCUGCAACUAA